AUGCCUGUUGGAAGGCUGACGCUGGCGCUGGCGCUGGUGCUGCCGACACGCGCCAUGGCUGCUGCCCGAGUCCUUACCGCUGCGGUUGCACACGUUCUGUGUCUCUUGAUGCCGGAGCAGAUCCACGCACUGCUCUCGAUGCUGAAGCCUGGAAACUCUUUCCUAAGCAAUCUGGUUAAGAGAGUUCACAAAGAAAGGCCCAUCGAGACACUGUUGGCAAUAAAAAGUCCAACGGAUGAGAAUUGUUUCUUAAAUGAGUUUAAUCCAAUUGGAAUCCCUACCGUACGCCUGGACGCCUCAACCAAGCUGAACGUUAUGGAGCUCUACAAUAGCGAGGCACUUGCUCUGCUGUGUAUGUCCGAAGUCGCGGACUCAUUAGUGCUAGCUACACUGGCCGAGAAUCUUGAUGGAAUGCGAGAGUCGCGAAUUGUAGUAAUACUACACAGCUUGGAUCUAAAGGAUUUAAAGGAGCUACUGCGCUUAAUCGGCAAGCAGGCAGAGAGGAAUGUCUUUGUCAAUCUAAUCGUCAUCAACUGUAUCUCAUCUUCUACUGAGUCGACUGUCUAUCGCAUGAAGCCUUUUCCGAGUCCAACCUUUGUUCGUAUUACAAAUAUCAGUGCUGAACAAGUUUUUCCCAAGGUGUGGAAUAAUUUCAACGGAAAAUCGGCUGUUAUAUCACCUGAUCUGUUUCCACCGCGCAGCCUCUUGUCGAGAGACCGAUUCACAGGAGAGCUAAAGCUAUUUGGUUCCACGGACAUAAUGUUGAAAGAGUUUGCCGAUAAAUACAACGUACAGCUGCAUCUAUUUCGACCUUUAAGCGAGUUGGCUGAGAUUGAUAAAUUGGAUACCUACACCAUUCCACAGCAUGAAGUUGAUAUGCCCACUCGACCCAUAGUACUUACCAUGGAAAAACUAAAAAAAUUCGAAUUGUCUCUUGAUGCGAGAUAUACACAAUUUUUUAUUGUAGUUCCCUGUAGCCAGGAAAUAAGCAUAGGCGAUGUGUACUCAGGCUUGAGAACCAACUCCAUUAUCCUAUUGGGCUCAUAUUUUAUGUUUGCAAUUGUUGAAACUUUUGUCAUAUUCGCUGCGAACUGGAUUUACCAGCGCAGACCCAGUACUCAAGAGUGGAGCUUAGUCUUGAACCUGCGGGCAUUUGCUGGAGUCUUGGGACUUCCGAUGUAUCUGAGGAGAUACAGAACCAGCAUUUCGCUGCAGCAAAUCGUAAUGGUUAUGUGCAUUUUCAGCUUGGUUUUCACCUGCUUUUUCAAUUCGAACCUCAGUACGCUGCUGACAAAGCAUCCGCGGAACACGCAAAUCCAAAACUUUGAGGAGCUGCGAGAUAGCGGUCUGGAGGUCAUUUUAGACAUAACUUUCAAAUCUGUGUUCGAAAUUGCUGCUAAAGAUGUUGGACUAGAUAAGCUAGUUCCCAAUGCCAAACGCAAGAUACUUUGUAAUACCAAUGCCAUGAAUCUAACGGGCAAUCUACUGAUCGGCUACAUGUUAAAGAAGAACUUUGUUUACCGAGAGGCCUUGAGCGACUAUUUAGCUAGAACACGCAGCUACGGCUUCGACAAGCACUGGAACCUAAAGGGCGGGCAGAAAAUGAUAGAGAUGCUGGUGCCGCUCUUGGAUCAAAGACUUCCAGCUAACAAUCAGGAAUUCGAAGCCUUGAGCUUUGAGGACUUGGAAUGGUUAUGGAAAUUGCUAGUAGUAUGCUAUAGCCUGGCAAGUUUGGUUCUUAUUGGAGAAGUUUGUGUGGCCAGAUGGCAGACUAAACGAGCUAGAGAAGCACAUGUUCUAGAGGUGUAA
Drosophila hydei is the source of this 1809-nucleotide messenger RNA. RefSeq lists its product as uncharacterized. The transcript is spliced from 3 exons. Bases 1 to 1809 code for a protein of 602 amino acids. Lineage: Eukaryota; Metazoa; Arthropoda; Insecta; Diptera; Drosophilidae. The record is from RefSeq and is a predicted model, not a curated record.